AUGUCAAAUACACAACCAAUAAAUCCGGAAUUAUUUUCUGCACCAAAAAGUAUAAAAAAAUAAAUAAUUGAUCCUAUUCUUAAAAUAGAAAGAGAUUUAAAAGACAACAAAUAAUUAAUCAAUGAAGCUACAUUCAAAGGAAAUGAUAUUAUUUAACUUUAAUCCUAAUAGCAAGAAAUGAUAAUUAGUUUAGAAGAAAAAUAUCAAAGACUUAUUGAUUGUAUGAAAGAAGUAUUGCAAAAAUUUCUAUCAUAUGAAAAUAAGAAUUUUAUAAGACUAAAUGAAAAUUAUUAUGGUAGGAAUGAAAGAAUUAAAUAAAUCAUGAAAGACUUAGCAAAUUUGUUUGAUGUAAAUAUUAUAGAGAUAGAUGAUUUUAAAAGAGACUUAGUAAUUUAUAAAAAGUAAGAUCCUGAAUUGUUUCCUUUAAAAAUUCGAUAAACAAGAAACUAAAGAGAGGUAAAUUAAGAUGGAUAUAUCGAAGAUUUAUUUACUUAAAUAAAAGUGUCAGAUGAAAAAGAAUAAUUCAUCAUAAAUAAUUAAUCUCUACCACCUGAUAUAAUUAGAGAGAUAAUUGUAUAAAAUGAUACCUCAGAAUAACAUACAAUUUAAAUUUCUUUUAAUUAACCUAAUGAUUUUGGAUAAGAAAUAACACUUUACAGGAUUUAUUAAUUAGAUAUAUAUGAUUAAUCAUUAUCUUUACAACCAGCUAAAAGAACAGUAAUGGAAUUUAAGAAUAACAAAGACUUUGUGUAAAUCUAAAAAUUAAGUUUUACAUUAAAUAAUCCAUUAAAUGUAGGUUAACUUCCUUUUAAUGAAAUGAUCUAUUUAUCUGUAGAAGCUUAAAAUAGUAAUGGAUGGUCUUCAGAAUAUGAAUUAUGCCCAAUAAAAUUAUAUGUUAAAUAUUAAGAGCCCUUUUCUAUCUAUUUAUAAGGGAUAAUUAACUCUACUUUAAUAGAUGAUUAAAUUUAAUUUUUAGAGAUUUUUGAAAUUCCAUAGAUAAUAAAUGAGGAAGAUAAAUAAUUUCUGUUAAUUGAAGAUUAUAGUCUAGUUUAAUUAGAAAAAGAAUAGAUAAGAAAUGUAUCUAUUAAAAAAGAGUAAAUUUUUAUAUAAAUGAUAGCACAGUAGGAUUUGUGAAUACUUAAUUUUAAGCUUGUUAAUGGGGUAGCAUUUUAAAUUUCUAUGAUUAAAAUAUUACUUAACAUUUUGAUGUAGAUCCAAAGAGAGAUUUUGACAUAAGUCCUCCUUAUCAUAUCAAUACGGAUAGAGCUAUAAGUAAAAUAGCUUGUGGAUUAUAUCAUUCAUUGGCACUUACUGUUGAUGGCAAUAUUAUUUCAUGGGGAUAUAAUAAACAUGGCUAAUUAGGAAAUGGUAUUUUAGAUGAUUGAUAUAAUUAGGAAUGACUAUAAGUUCAAUUUUACCAUAGCAAUUAUCUUAUUUUAAAAAUAAUUAGAUAUUUGUAGUUGAUAUUUCUGCUGGGGAUGAAAUUUCUAUAUGUCGAACUGAUUAAGGUGAUGUGUAUACUUGGGGAAAGAUGUAAAAUACCUUUGGAGAUAAUAUUAUAAAAGUUUUAAAUGCUUAGAAUGAAGCUAUUAAUUUAUAAUGUGUUGAAGAAUCUAAUAGUUAGUUAGUCCCAAGAAAAAUAAAUCUAAAGGCUAAGUAAAUUUAGGCUGGUUAUUCUUGUUUUGCAGCACUCUCUAUAGAAAACAAUUUAUAUAUGUGGGGAUGUAAUGAAUAUGAAAUAUUUGGAUUUCUUUAAUGUCCAGAGUUAGAUGAUUAAACUAUCUUACAUUUAUUAGAUCCUAUUAGAAUCAAUAUACAUAAUGAUUAUGAAAUUCAGUAUCAAUUAUUCUUAAUUAAAAAUUAAGGGAUUUUUAACUUGGUGCUUAUCAUUGUGUGACUAGAGUUAUCAAUAAAAAUAAUGGAUGUGAAAAAUAUCUCUCAUGGGGUUACAAUAAAUAUAAUUAAUGUGGACAAUCUACAAGUAAUAAACAGGGAGCUAUAUCUUGUAAAAAAGAUUUUAUUGAGUAUUUCAAAUAAUCAUAUACAGUGUAUUACCUUAAAAGAAGUUUAAAUCAUAUAGCUGUGGCUUUGAUAGAACAAUUUUUGCAUCAUAUGAAAAUCAUGUCUAUACAUUAUCAAAAAAUGAUACAAUUAAAAAUAAUUGUUCUGUUUUUGUUGAAGUAAUUUAUUAAUUAGUAUUUUUUCAGUAAGUCAUGGCUGGUGAUCUAAUUAACUUAAUAUUGGGAAAGGAAUGA
Molecule: messenger RNA, 2255 nt
Organism: Paramecium sonneborni
Lineage: Eukaryota; Ciliophora; Oligohymenophorea; Peniculida; Parameciidae
Source: the annotation of a GenBank genome assembly